Messenger RNA from Tachyglossus aculeatus (Australian echidna), 5373 nucleotides. RefSeq names its product kinesin family member 15 (gene KIF15). Gene Ontology annotation, biological process: microtubule-based movement. The coding region runs from base 1 to 4191 and encodes 1396 amino acids. NCBI's taxonomy places the organism in Eukaryota, Metazoa, Chordata, Mammalia, Monotremata, Tachyglossidae. The record is from RefSeq and is a predicted model, not a curated record. The transcript has 35 exons. Gene Ontology annotation, molecular function: ATP binding; microtubule binding; microtubule motor activity.
AUGGCGCCCGGCGGGAAAGCUGGCUUGCGUGAUGCAGCCGUUCAUAAUUCCAACUCACCAAGUAAUGACGGUGAUGCCAUCAAGGUGUUUGUGAGAGUGCGACCCCCGUCAGAGGGAUCCGACUUGCCCGACGGAGAGCCGGGGCUCUGCUUGUCCGUCCUGUCAUCAAAAACCCUCCGUCUGAAUUCAAAACCCGAGCCCAAGAUCUUCACGUUUGAUCAUGUUGCAAAUACGGACACUACCCAGGAAUCUGUGUUCUCAAGCGUGGCCAAAAGCAUCGUUGAGUCUUGUAUGAACGGCUAUAACGGUACCAUCUUUGCAUAUGGACAGACUGGAUCUGGAAAAACAUUUACUAUGAUGGGGCCAUCUGAAUUUGAUAAUUUCACUCAUAAUUUAAGAGGAGUAAUUCCCCGGAGUUUUGAAUAUUUGUUUUUUUUAAUUGAUCGUGAAAAAGAGAAGGCUGGAGCUGGAAAGAGUUUUCUCUGCAAGUGCUCAUUCAUUGAAAUUUACAAUGAGCAGAUAUUUGAUCUGUUGGAUUCUGCUUCGACUGGAUUGUUUCUGCGGGAGCACAUCAAGAAGGGCGUGUUCGUUGUUGGUGCUGUGGAGCAGGUGUUAACCUCGGCUGCUGAAGCUUAUCAGGUGCUCUCCAGGGGUUGGAGAAAUCGCCGUGUGGCGUCUACAUCGAUGAACAGAGAGUCCUCUCGGUCUCAUGCUGUCUUUACAAUUACCAUUGAGUCAAUGGAAAAGAGCAAUGAAAUCGUUAACAUUCGCUCGUCACAGCUUAACUUGGUGGACUUGGCAGGUUCCGAAAGACAAAAGGAUACACACACGGAAGGCGUGAGACUGAAAGAAGCAGGUAAUAUAAACCGGUCAUUAAGCUGCCUGGGCCAAGUGAUUACAGCCCUGGUUGAUGUGGGUAAUGGAAAACAAAGACACGUUUGCUACAGAGACUCCAAGCUUACAUUCUUACUUCGGGAUUCUCUUGGAGGUAAUGCGAAGACAUCCAUAAUUGCAAAUGUCCAUCCUGGUUCAAAGUGUUUUGGUGAAACCCUAUCUACCCUUCAUUUUGCUCAAAGAGCAAAGCUAAUUAAAAACAAGGCUGUAGUAAAUGAAGACUCUCAAGGAAAUGUGAGCCAGCUUCAGGCAGAAGUAAAGAAGCUCAAAGAACAGCUUGCUAGCUUCACUUCAGGACAGACGCACACCAAGACUUUGAGCACAGAUGAAGAAAGCACUGAUUAUAGGAGUCAAUUCCUUGAGGCAAUGUUGUUCUUCAAGAAAUUUGAAAGUGAAAAGAAGACUUUGAUGGAAAAAGUUGCUCAGUUGGAAGAUCUGAGUAUCAAAAAGGAGAAGUUCAUUCAGUCCAACAAGAUGAUCGUUAAAUUCCGGGAGGAUCACAUUGUGCGUCUAGAGAAGCUACAGAAGGAAGCCCGGGGCAGCUUCUUGCCUGAAGAACAGGAUGAGCUGCUCUCAGAAUUGAGGGAGGAGAUAAGAACACUGAGAGAACAAAUGGAGCAGCACCCCCGAGUUGCAAAGUACGCCAUGGAAAAUCAUUCACUCAGGGAGGAGAACAAGCGGCUUCGUUCCUUACAGUCUGUGAAAAAGGCCCAAGAAAUCGAUGCUCAGACAAUCUCCCAACUGGAAAAUGCUUUCUUGGAAAUUAUGGGCUCAGAGAAAAAUCGUGAAGAUCAGCAAGUGUAUCCCAUCACCGGUACAGUGGACACCAGUUCGCUGGCCUCUGCUGAAAAACUGAAAGUACAGCUCCUGCAGACUCAAAGUGAGUUAUCCAGUUCAAAGCAAGAAUAUGAAGAAUUCAAAGAGCUAACCAAGAAAAAGCAAUUGGAACUUGAAUCCGAGCUUCAGUCACUUCAGAAAGCAAACCUGAAUCUGGAAAACAUAUUGGAGGCAACCAAAGCCUACAAACGCCAAGAAGUCUCACAGCUAAAUAAAAUUCACACAGAAACACUUAAGAUCAUAACUACCCCAACAAAGGCCUAUCAGCUACGCUCUCGGCUGGUACCCCGAUUAAGUCCCGAAAUCUUGACUCUUGGUUCUAUGGAAACCCCAAAUUCAAAAGAUCUGGAGGCUGAUAUUUUCAGUGAGCCAAUUCCUCCAGAGAUGAGUGAACAAGCUUAUGAGGCUAUUACAGAGGAACUCGGCAUAGUACAGGAGCAACUGAGUGUUACUCAAGCUAAACUGGAUGAAGAGGAAAGAAAAAAUAUGAAGCUUCAGCAGCACAUCGAUAAAUUAGAGCAUCAUUCUGCACAAAUGCAGGAGCUUUUCUCCUCCGAAAGAACAGACUGGAACAAACAACAGAACGAGCUCCUUGAAAAGGUGAACUCCAGUGAAAAGCAGAUUCAGGAUAUCCAAAGCAAGAACGAGUUUAUGAAAAGUGAAGUCCUUGAUCUGCGUGUGGUCCUCCAGUCAGCAGACAAGGAAUUAUCUACACUGAAGCAGGAGUACAGCGCAUUCAGAGAAAAUCAGGAAAAAGAACUCAGUCAACUUUCUGAAAGGCACAUGAAUGUUCAACUCCAGCUAGACAAUGUCAGAUUAGAGCACGAGAAGGUACUUGAAAGAAAAGCGUGUCUUCAGGAUUCCUACGACAAUCUACAGGAAGUAAUGAAGUUUGAGAUGGAUCAGUUAUCACAGGAACUCCAAAACAGCAGACAAGAAAGUCUAACACUGAAAGCUGAUCUUAAUAAUUUGUUGGAGCUUUUAGAAACUGAAAAAGAACGCAAUAAUAAGCUGAUUUCACAACUGGAAGAGGACAAGGAAAACAGCUCCAAGGAAACUUUGAAAAUCAUUCAAAAUAUCCAACAGGAAAAACAGAAGGAGGUGACAAAGUAUGAGCAGCAGAUUGAAAAAGUGCAGAAGCUUGAACAGAACUUGUUGGCUGCUGAAGAAAUGAUCGCUUCUCUGGAGAAGACCAAGGUUGCUGACAAGAAAGUUGUAACUGACUUGAUGAACCAGAUUCAGGAGUUGAGGACGUCUAUUGGUCAGAAAACAGAAACCAUAGAUAUGCUGAAAAGCGAACUGGAAGACAUAAACUGCAGGUAUAAUUCCACCUUGACUGACAAAGAAGAUUAUAAAACCGUCUUGGAGAAACAAGAAGAGCAAAUUGCAGAGUUGAAAGAAACCCUUAAGAGAAAACAGUUGGCUGAGGAUAUUGAGAGAGAAAUGAUGUGUGAAGACAUAGUCCACGUCACGGAGCAGUUGAACAAGUUAACAGAGGCUUCUAAAAACCAUUCAGUGCUUCUUCAGUCUGCCCAAGAAGAACUGGCAAAGAAGGAAAUAUUAAUUCAGGAACUACAGGAACAGCUGAGCCAAAAUAAAAAAGAACUGGAACAGCGGAAGAACGAAUAUGGCCUCAAAAUGAGACAACUGGAAUGUGUGAUGGAUUCUGCUACUGGGUUUCCUCAGAGUCCCAAAACGCCACCACCUUUCCAAGCAAAUCUUGCAAAACUUCUGGAAACACAGGAACAAGAGAUAGAAGACCGGAGAGCCUCAACUAUUUCUUUGCAACAUCUUGUGUCCAAGUUAAAUGAAGAGAGGGAUGCAAAAAAUGUUGACAUCCUGAGAAUGAAGGAGCAAUUAUGUGAACUGGAAAACACCCGGCUAGAAGUGCAGCAGUUAAUAGAGAAAAAUCGAGCCCUACAAAGUGAGCUUGAGGAUAUUAAAGGACAAAAGCAAGGCAGUAAUGAGAACUGUCCAGAUAUUCAGCAGCUGAUAAAAGAACGAGAAAAGGAAAUUGUUGAAGAAAGACUUGCUAAGAAUAAAGCAACUGAAGAAGUGAUGAGAUUGAAAUCAGAGCUAGAGGAUGCCAAAAAUGUCUUUAAAAGCAGAGAGCUGAUUUGGGUCGAAAUGAGUGAGGAAGUAGAAAGAACAAGGGCUUUGGAGUCGAAAGCUUUCCAGGAAAAAGAAAAGCUGCGAUCGAAACUUGAAGAAACUUUUGAAGAAAAAGACAAAAUUGCUCAGGAGAUGGACUUGCUAAGGAAGCAAGUGGAGUUCCUGGCCGAGGAAAAUGGAAAACUAGUGGGUCACCAGAACUUAAACCAGAAGAUUCAAUACCUUGUGAAAUUGAAAAAAGACUACGCAAAAGUGGUUGAAGAGUUAGAAAAGCAACGCAUUGAAAAUGCAUUUCUGAAGGAAGUGAAAAAAUGUGACUUUCCCCUGGAUCCCGGUCAACCACGCUAAAAGGCUGUUUUUCCACGCCACAAAAAUUGGGGCUGCACUCCUGCACGUGCCGAGAAAUAAUUAGGGGACUUGAUUUUCAAAACCUCAUUGUUAUGGCAGCUAAGUAUUUGAUGGAGCGGUCUGCUCCUUACUUGAGCCUCCUGAAGCCAUUCCGAUUCCUACAUCUUAGGUUCUAGUGUAACACCUGACUCCCACUGUAAAUAUUGGACCAAUGUUUUUUGUUUGUUUGUUUUGGGUUUUGUUUUUUUUUUACAAUAUUUGUGACUCUUUAGUUUACAUUUGGAAUAUUUCUGAAAAUUUUCCUGCUUGCUUCAUUUUCUCCGAUUUAUAUCGACGUGUAUAAAUUUAGAAGGUAUUCCUACUUUUAAACUGCCAAGUCAAAGUUAUGGUUUUUAAGUGUACUAUUAAUGAAAUUCAGCUAGAUGGCUGUUCUAUCAAAAUACAUUCUUGGGAAAUUUAUCCUGUACUGAUAGGUCUCUCAGGACACUCUGCCUUGAUUUUCUUUUUUUUUUUUAUCAUUUUCUUUUAGUGUGUCCUUUUGGUAGUGAAAUAAUUCAGACGCGAGACCUAGGAAAAUCCAUCUUAGAACUGUUACAAGACUAGGUUGUCUUUAAGAACAGGCUCAGUACUAUUAUCACAGACAGUUCCUAGGGUCGUAAAACUAGUCCUACACUUAGAGAUUGCAAAUUCUGUCCGAGGUGACUACUGUGUCUGUUGUGCCAACUGGUCAAGGUGUCUUGUGGAAAGAUGCUAGGGGUUACAUUACCAUUUUUCUUAACUUAUCCAGGAGUGAAUUAGAAAGACAGUGAAUAGUGUGGGCACGGAAGUGGAUGGGGUAGGAGAGAGCGGUUGCCACUCAGUUUUCGUUCUCCGAUCUAUCCCUUUCCCAAGGUCUCCUGUGAAUUAGAAAUUUCCCUCAGAACCAUCUCUAAGAAAAUCAGUGCCUGCCACGUCAGCCAGUGGGAUUCAGUGUUUUCUGUUCCUGGUUAAGUUCAGAAAAAUGCCUUGUAAGGAGAGGAGAGUUUCUAACCUCAUAGCACCUAACUGAGAGCCCUGGUCUCAAAAGGAAGCCAAGCGCUUUAAAAGCAAAAGCUAGGUUGGUUAUGUCUGCGUACUAUUUCUAUGGUGUAUGUCUUAAAUUUUAAAACCGUUCUGAAAUCUCAGGACCUUGAAAUAAACUCU